CAAGUGAUCAGAGCAACAGAUAACGAGGACAUACCCACGAAAAACUCACUUUCAAACGUAGGUUGAACUAGACAGAUGAGAGAACGAUGCAUAAAGAAGACAUAGAAGGAGAGACAGCGUGAGUCUGUCAGCAGUUUCCUGUAGAGAGAGUUACCUUAAAGCUACAGCUAUAGAGAGGCAGUCAGGAACUGAGAGAGAAGUGGAGGAGCCGGUAAAGCGCCGCAGCACCGUAGUGUCCUGAUGGAGCCUGGUCCUGGCAGCAGCGCAGACACACAGCCACCAGCCCUGCCUGUCAAACAGCGCAGGAGUCAGUGGUCCAGAGAAUCCAGUUUGGACUCUGACUGUGUCAUGCUCAGCCCUGUUGGGUCCCAGCACCAACACUACGCCCACAAUGAUGUGUUUUCUGAGCCCACCGACUGUCAUGCAGCUCAGUGCCCCAUACACCAGCGCUACGAUCAUUCCCGCCACCAGGAGAGGUUUUUCUCGGAUGGCACUCCACCACCUGUCCCGAAGAAGAGGCUCGUUCGUGCCCUGUCCCUCCCCAGUGCCGAUAUACCUCCACCCUCUCCUCUGUUCCCUGUGUUCCACAGUCACCAUCAAAACUUUGACAACCCCCUGUACAUGCUAGCACCCAUACCUGACAUCCAAUCCCAUGCAGAGAGAGAGGAUCCACUCAAAAAGAGUCCCGUCCCCACACUGUCCCUCUCUCAGCUGUCCUUUGACACCCCUGAUGAACACCUCCCGUAUCUCUUCAGCAGUUUUGGUGACCAGGGGGUCGUCUCCCAGGGAAUUCAGCACUGCCACCUGCUCUUUCUCAGAAGUAUGGCAGAGAGCGUGGAGGCUGGCGUUCUGCUGCAGGGAGAGAGUGAGAGGAAUGCUGGUUCAUAUCAACCCAAGGAUUUCCUGCUGAGUGAAGGCUUCAAGGCCAAGCAGAUUGGAAAUGCACUUUACUACAGGCUGCACAGCCCCAAGUUUCCAAAGAGGGUGCUUGGUGUACGGGUACACAAAUGGAUAAAUGGAGCUCCGCCAGCUCACGCCAGCCACCAGCCAUCACAUGUCAACGUCCAGGAAGUCAUUGUUCAUUUCCCAACUGAUAUCACCCUGAAGAAUGAUUGCAACAUGUUCAAACAAGACCCCAUGGCGGCCUCUCCUCCUUCGCCAUUAGAUUGCACUGCUGCAAAGCUGCCAUGUGGAGGCAGCGCUGAGUUUGCCAAAACCCAGCCUGACUGUGAGAACAGCAACGUGCCUACAGUUCUUUCUUUACUUCAGAUGGGACACGCAGUGAGCAUCGAAAGAGACCUGCCACACAUUACUCUAGAAGACUUUAUUCAGGACAGCCAGUCACUGCAGAGCGCCGAGGCCUCGCUGUAUGAGCGACAGGUGUGUGUUCUGUUCUUACAGAUAGUGAAGGGGUUGCAGCACAUGUGCAACAGCGGGGCCACUGUUGUUGAGCUCAGGCCUCAGGAUAUCUUCCUGGUGUGGCCCAGAAAGGAGAGAGGGGAGAAGACAGAGGGGGAAAUCAUGACUGAGCUGGAGCAGGAUGCUUCUGAAAGAGGAGAGAUGGAGAGAGGUGUCACAAAAAGUAAAACAGAAAUGGAGUGGGAAAAGGUGGGGUGGAAAAAAGAGAGGGUCCAGAUGUUGUGGAGAGCGUGGGGCGCCCCUCGUGUUGUGUUAACCAGUCAGCCCACUUAUGUUUCUGUACCUCAUCCUUCAGCAUCCAUAAAAUCCCAGAUUGGGGCCUUACUCAAGCGCUGUCUCCACCCGCAAGACAGCCUGGCUUCUCUCACAGAGGGCUCCGCUGCAGCUCUCGCCAAGUCCCCACACACAAGGGGACUGCUUUAUCUCACGUCUUGGUUCCAGAGUGAGACCAGCGGGCUCCAGAUGGCAGACAUGGUAGCUGUCCUGCAGGCCCUUCUCUGGGGUCCCCACGCACCACUCUUCAACUCAAAUUACAAAGACUCCAGCAUCACCACCAUUAUCCACAACUGGCUGUCAAUCAAGCGUGCCCUGCUGGUGAUGAAGCUGGCAGAGAGAGGGCUGAUCCAGGAUCGAUCUGUUCUUGACUGGGAGGACUGUCUGUGCCUGCAGUACCUGUCAUUUACUGACUCUGAAACAGUCCUGAGAGCCGCCAAUCGGCUCGGACUCACUGAAAAUGAAGGCUGAGUCCCCAGCUGUUUUAAUUCUGGCGUGUAAAACUCAAUUUCAGUGAGCCCAGUUUAAAAUGUCCAUGAAUGACCAACCUAAACAUUACCAGCAAUUUUACAUGGUAAGCCUUAUAUCUGCAAAAUGUAUAAACAUUUCUUACAUUUCUGCUAAUCUUUUCUCAA
Molecule: messenger RNA, 2327 nt
Organism: Myripristis murdjan (pinecone soldierfish)
Lineage: Eukaryota; Metazoa; Chordata; Actinopteri; Holocentriformes; Holocentridae
Gene: peak3
Product: inactive tyrosine-protein kinase PEAK1
Exons: 4
Coding region: 241-2163 (640 amino acids)
Biological process (GO): protein phosphorylation
Molecular function (GO): protein kinase activity
Source: RefSeq, a predicted model, not a curated record